Molecule: messenger RNA, 963 nt
Organism: Daldinia childiae
Lineage: Eukaryota; Fungi; Ascomycota; Sordariomycetes; Xylariales; Hypoxylaceae
Product: putative f-box domain containing protein
Exons: 2
Coding region: 1-963 (320 amino acids)
Molecular function (GO): protein binding
Source: RefSeq, a predicted model, not a curated record
AUGUCUACUAAGUCUAGAUUCUGUCCUCUCUGCGAUGUCCUAGUUGAUGUGUGGUUAACACCUGAUGAUAAUCUUGCAAAUCCCGACUAUCGUCUUAAUUGGUUACAAGAAGUUCGAGCGUUACGGACUACGGAAGAACUUGAAGGUUCUUUUAUAACGGGAACUGGAUGGCUCGAUAUAGAGGGAAAUGUCAUCGCCCCCGUCGAGUAUGACAGUCACUAUCGUAAUUACGAACCGCUGCAAGAUCUACAUCAGGAUUUCGCGACACAUGAAAUCGGUUAUCCACAAUGUGAACCUGCCGAGUAUUGGUGUUAUGUCCUCCACGAUGCCUGCUGGAAGCUUCUCAGAGAACGUGUUGAUCCGAAUCAUGAGGUUCCUGUUAACAGCUUAGCACAUCAUCUCUUUGCUAUACUAUUCAAUACCCCCGUGAGUGCCGAGAGUGAGGCUUUAGUACCUGGCCAUAACUACGGACACGCCAGUCAACUCCACCCACGCGAAGGAGAAGUCCAUGGCCGCUAUUUCACUCGUGUGAAUUUGACUAGUUACUCAUUCAUCACGGGCGACAUAACUGAGGAGUUUGUACCUGAAGAGGAAAGUCUUGAGAAUGAAGCCAAAUACUUUUACGCUUACUUGGCCAACUCUUAUACGAAACAUAGGAAUUACUCUAAGCCAGAUCCUUUCUUACUUCUUCCAAGCGAGCUUAUCGUGCUCAUCCUUGCCCAACUACCAAGUCGAGAUGUUUGCAACUUACGGCUCGCUUCAAGAUACACGGCUGAUCGUUCCUCUCCAGAGUUCCUUGAUCAGAAGUUCUGGUCUAGCCGGUUCGGCCCGGAUUUUGAAAUGGGUUUCGUUUUUGCCGGCCUUUCCAACUCAAGGCCGGCUGAGCCCGCAGAUUGGCGGGCGCUAUACCUCAAAGCUGUAUGUGUAGAAUAUUUCUACAAGAACCACUAUAUUUUCUCUUGA